Messenger RNA from Aureobasidium musti, 2261 nucleotides. The record is from the annotation of a GenBank genome assembly. Lineage: Eukaryota; Fungi; Ascomycota; Dothideomycetes; Dothideales; Saccotheciaceae.
AGAGGAGUUUCCAGAUGUACCUGAAGCACCAGACACUUCCUCAAGCUCUACUAGUAAUAGGGAAGAGAAGGAGACGAGAAGAUACGAGCUUCCAAUGCCCUCAAUGCCAUCGAAUCUUUGGCCGCAUCGAGCAUCUGAGGCGCCAUGCAAAUAGCCAUGGCGAGGCUAGAUNNCUUUCAAAUGUGCAGCAUGUAACAAAGGCUUCAAUCGGUUAUCCUGGCGUCUCAAAGCUCAAAGGAGCAAGAGCUUGCAAAGAGUGUGCGAGUAGCAAGGUUCGCUGCAACGGAACCUUGCCCUGCGAGAGAUGCAGCUCAAAAAAUGUUGAUUGCAUAUAUCCGAGUGCUGCAAGUCCAGCGCAAGCCCUGGAUUCUCCAUCGUCCGCUGUCUCUGACUAUGCCUCCACGCCUGGAGCAUCCGAGAACGUCUCGUCGUCAAUACUUGAAUCCGAAGCUUUUCCUCGGCAACUGGGGCAGUCAUUGCCGUAUGUCGACCAUACCAACCCAUAUUCGGAACAACAUAGCACCAACAUUGCAGAGUCUUGGAGCUAUAAUACACAUCCUCAAAUAGCAUCUCAGGCUACUGGCUUCGUCUCAGGAUCUCUCCCUGCAUACACUCAUGCUUUAUUGCCGCAUGACUCUGGAGCGCAACACAUUGCUCCAUCACCAUUUGAAGGAUCAUAUUCUGGCACAGAGACCUCAUUCGAAAUACCCUACAGCUCUCCGUUUCCUAGAGAUCGUCACGCGAGCCUGGAUCAGUUGUCCCAGAGACCUCGCCUCAUGCCCAGUUUGAGGUCCAAAACUGCCAUCUUGGAAUCUGACAGUCCUAGGUCACAAUUCAUAUUUUCCAGCGAUCAAAAGGAGCCAACUUAUAGAAGCACAGAUCUUCGUGGACCAUUCCACAGAACUUUCACCCCAGCGACCAGUUACUUGAGCCCUGUUGUGACUAUCGGCAGUCACACGUCGGAUUUUGAACAAUCUGAAGAAUUUGCUCUGUGUUUUGACGAGUUCUUGCGUCGAGCAAUCUCAGCCUUGCCAAUUGACCGUAUCACGCUCUGUCAGGCAAAGUUGCUAGCUUGUGUAAACCAAAUAUACAGUGGAGAGGAAAGUUGGCAAGAAUCUGCUUACAACGAGUUCUUGACGGAUUUGAUCUCAUUCUGUCAGCUGGAGUGGAAGAUGUCAGAGACAGGGUUUACUACGUUUGCCCCCGAGGGCCAAGAAGCCGAGUUCUGGAAGCGAUGGGUUCAGCUCGAGUCUUGUCGGCGUACUGGAUAUGCGAUAUGGGUACAACCGAGACUCACACUGGAGGAUGGAAGGAUACCUCUCCCAUGUCAGGAAGUGCUUUGGGAGACGAAGACAGCCGUGCAAUGGCACCACAUCUUUCAAUUCUCGCCAGACUUGACUAAUGAAUCAGCAAAUUUGACACUUUUGUCAUCUUUGCAAUCAUUACAAGACGAGAAAGUCUUGCAACAUACAAUGGGCGAAUUCAGCCGCGUAAUUUUGCUACAUGGUUUCUACCGCCAAUGCUGGGAGCUGGAAAAGGUCGAAAUGCAAUCUCAACCACGACCCCAGCAGAUGUCCAUGUACACUUUUUGGAAAGAUUCGAUCAUGGAAUCACUUGAGCUGCUCGAAUGGAGUGCCAACAAUGUCGUUAACGCAGCUUCUGGCAUGGAACAUCCCACUUUGCUGCACCUCCACUUAGCAAGGAUUGUGCUUUUUGCACCCUUUCAGAGCAUCUGCGACCUGACAUACGCAAUGACCAAAGAAGACAGCAGUAUGAAUUCAGCGCAGAUGAAAGACCUACGUACGGCAAUACGCAAGUGGGUGACCGAAGACGCAAGCAAAGCUCGGCUUGCAGUGUUGCAUGCAGGAGCAUUGUUGCGACACCUACAUGCCUUUCACACGAAUAGCUUCUAUGAGCCGUCAGCAGUCUUGCUCGGCACACUCACUCUCUGGGCGUUUGGCUCAUUUGCAAAAACAGCAACGGGCGCUGGGCCAUCCUCCCACCGGAGAUAUUCGGACACACAACUACACACGACCAGCAUCGCGAUAGAUCAGCCUCUUGAUCCUGAACUGGCACGGUCGUUCAUCAACAGUGGUGGAGAGAUGGUACCAAUUCUUAGAGGCGUUGGAAAUAUCUGUGCUGCCGGGGCUCCCGAGCGUGUGCUGUUAGAAGGAUCGAAACUUGUAUCAGAGAUAGGCAGAUGGGGCAGCGGACGUAAAGUCACGCGAAUCUUGAACAACCUGUCGUUGUGCCGCAGCAUA